Messenger RNA from Salvia splendens (bonfire salvia), 444 nucleotides. RefSeq lists its product as uncharacterized. The record is from RefSeq and is a predicted model, not a curated record. The transcript has a single exon. The coding region runs from base 1 to 444 and encodes 147 amino acids. NCBI's taxonomy places the organism in Eukaryota, Viridiplantae, Streptophyta, Magnoliopsida, Lamiales, Lamiaceae.
AUGGUUGCGGCCUUAGGUCUUGGCAAGUUCUACGGCGGCAGCCUCCCACGGCCGCGGUUCUACUCCGACUGCGAGAGGAUCGAUCCGCCGCUCCCGGUGAUGGAUCCCCUGAUUGCCUGGGCCGAAGAGGCCCACUGGUCCAUGGGCGGUGUCAACACCACGCGCCGCCGCUUCCAAGGCCGAAUCGAGGGCAACGUAAGCAAGCUCCGCGUGCAGCGCGACGAUGCGCUCUUUAAGAAAUCUCUCGCUUCCCCAGCCCCCGCGGUUAUCAAACGGCGCCGUGGGGCUGUCUUGGUGGAUGACGAGGAAGAAGACAAGCAGCGUGUGGUGAAGAAGAAAUUGGGCGGAAAAAAUGAGGGAUCGGCGAAAAACAAUGGCGGCGGUAAGAUUGGUAGAGUCGUGGCGGCGGGACCGAAGGAGUCGGUACAGAGUCCAGUCCGAUGA